Molecule: messenger RNA, 2184 nt
Organism: Candidozyma auris
Lineage: Eukaryota; Fungi; Ascomycota; Pichiomycetes; Serinales; Metschnikowiaceae
Gene: SCT2
Product: bifunctional glycerol-3-phosphate/glycerone-phosphate O-acyltransferase
Exons: 1
Coding region: 1-2184 (727 amino acids)
Biological process (GO): phospholipid biosynthetic process
Cellular component (GO): endoplasmic reticulum membrane
Molecular function (GO): glycerol-3-phosphate O-acyltransferase activity; glycerone-phosphate O-acyltransferase activity
Source: RefSeq, a predicted model, not a curated record
AUGGCUAACCAACAAAUGGGUAUCAACCCAAUUGAGGGUCUCUUACAAGAUCCGGAGGCUUCGGUCUACCGCAAGAAGAGAUCCCCGAGGGAGGUUUUGAAAGCCAUCUUGUUGAUGCUAUCUUACGACCUUGUCAUAUGGUUUUUCAACAUGGUUAUUCACACGUUCUUUAGGGAAAUCCGUCUGAGAGGUACGUUCAACAUCCCCAAGAAGGGAGCUGUUAUAUUUGUCAUUGCUCCACACCACAAUCAGUUCGUUGACCCUGUGGUGGUAAUGUCUACCACCAGGGCUACGGCUGGCAGAAGAAUCUCCUUGCUUACGGCUGGUAAAUCAUAUCGUCGAGCCUUUAUUGGUCUGGCAGCCCGGCUAUGUAGCGCGAUUCCGGUCGAGAGAGCUCAGGACUUAUUGAAGACAGCUCUGGGAACGAUUCGGAUCGAGGACUUCGGUCCGGGCAACGACAACGUGAACGUCAUUGGUGAGGGUACACUCUUUACAAAGGAGGCCGAGGCCAAAGGUCUUCUUGGUCUUCCCAACAGUAUGGGUAAUGCCCAAAUUGCACGGGUUAUUUCUGACACGGAAAUCGUCUUGAGGAAUCCUUUCAAAGUCAACUUCGAAAAGCCAAGCGAAAGGGAUAAAGUAAUUAUUGAUAUGCUCACAAAUGGGACGCCUUACAAAACAGCUCCACAUGUGGACAAUCACCAGGUGUUCAAUAGUGUGUUCGAGCACCUCAAUAAGGGUAAAGCAAUGGGUAUAUUUCCAGAAGGAGGGCUGCAUGAUAGACCAGGGUUACUUCCUUUGAAACCUGGUGUUGGUAUCAUGGCAUUGGGAGCUGUGUUGAAAUCCGAAGACCCCAAUGCAGUGGUUAAUAUCAUACCCGUGGGACUCAAUUACUUUCAUCCACAUAGGUUCAGAUCGAGAGUUGUCGUGGAAUAUGGUAAGCCCAUCCGUGUAACGAAGAAAGAUGGUGAGAAGUACGAGCAAAAUUCUCGUGAGGUUGUCAACAGGCUAAUUGAUCUCAUUACUCUCAGGUUGAAAGAGGUGACGGUUACUUGCGAUGACUUUGAUACCUUGAUGGUUAUACAAGCUGCAAGAAGACUAUACACAUCAGUCAACCGUGAGCACAUACCGCUUCCCUUGGUUGUUGAGAUGAACCGCCGCUUGAUGAAGGGAUACCAGAAGUAUUCUAACAGGGAAGACGUAAAGCAGCUCAAGGAAAAUGUUUAUCAUUACAACAAGACACUCAUGGCCAUGUCGCUUCAUGACCAUCAGGUGGAAGAUCUUACUGAAUUGAACAGAUUGAUCGUAUUCUUCAGGUUCGCAAAGCGAUUGUCAACGGUCUUAUUUUUCCUUCUUCUUUCGUUACCGGGAGUAUUUAUGUUUGCCCCUGUUUUUAUCGUAUCACGCAGAAUCUCCAAGAAGAAAGCCCAAGAGGCAUUAGCCGGAUCUGUGGUUAAGAUCAAAGCCAACGAUGUUAUCAGUACUUGGAAGAUCCUUGUGGCUCUUGGGCUUGCCCCGAUGCUUUACAUUUUUUGGGCCGCAAUUGCGUGCUGGCUCUUACGUUCAGCCAGCGAGAUAGCCAGAAGCAUCCCUCUCGUCUUGCUAUUCAUUGCAAUGUACUUGUGGAUGGUGCUCACGACUUACGCGUCAUUGAGGACCGGAGAGAGCUGUGUGGAUACAUACAAGUCAUUGAAGCCACUUUUGUACUCGAUACUAUCACAUAAGAAGGACAUGAUUCAAAUCGAGGAGUUGAAGAAAAUGAGGCGUAAGUUAGCUCACGAGGUGACGGAGUUCUGCGAACGAUACGGACCGCUGAUAUUUGACGACUAUGACAAGUUCUACCGAGAGUAUAACCUGUUUGACGAAAAUAGCAGUGAGUUUGGAGAUGCUCUACCGGAGGAAGAAGCAGAACCAAGUACUGCAGACCAAGGAUCCUUGUACUCCAGGAGCGAAUCAUACUGGCUUGAUAACUUGGAGAACAUUCCGAUUUUCUCAUCGGUAGAUGAAAGCAACACCACUGUGCUGGAGGAUGACACUGCUUCUGAGAUCAGCGAGGUGACGGAAAAGGAGCAUGAUAUCGAGAGGGUUGAGCAGAAGAAGGAGGAGGAGGAGGAAGAGGCAGAGCGCCAGGAGGCAGCCCGUUUGCGACUCCGGAAAGCUAUGAAGCAGAAAGCCAACAACUGGUAA